Molecule: messenger RNA, 1169 nt
Organism: Camponotus floridanus (Florida carpenter ant)
Lineage: Eukaryota; Metazoa; Arthropoda; Insecta; Hymenoptera; Formicidae
Gene: Nf-YB
Product: nuclear transcription factor Y subunit B-4
Exons: 2
Coding region: 220-870 (216 amino acids)
Biological process (GO): regulation of transcription by RNA polymerase II
Cellular component (GO): nucleus; CCAAT-binding factor complex
Molecular function (GO): DNA-binding transcription activator activity, RNA polymerase II-specific; protein heterodimerization activity; RNA polymerase II cis-regulatory region sequence-specific DNA binding
Source: RefSeq, a predicted model, not a curated record
AAGUCUACCAUAUUAUUCGCUUCUUGCUGCAUUCGUGUAUUCUCUUUUCUCUGACCGUCAUAUAUACAUAUACAUAUAUUUAUAUACACGUUAAGUGAUUCUUUGCAGCUUACGGCGGCAAGAAAAACAAAGAUAAGAAAAGGUUAAAGGAGCAGAAAAAUCACGCCAAGUGUUCGAAUCAGCUUGAGCACGUAUUAUCACCGGGAACUGUAUCGCGAAAUGGAGAAUAGUGGUGAGAGCGGAGACGACCCCUUGGGAUCAACGGCGUUUCUGGGAGGAGGUACCGUCGCGGCGUCUUACAUAGGCGGACAAUCGGAUAUGGAAGAUGACCCUGAGAAUACGGAUGAUUCCAACCAUGGUACUGGAGAUCCCUUGCAAAGUCCUGGGGUUUCCACUGGGGGUGGGCCACUUCGUGAGCAGGAUCGCUUCUUGCCGAUAGCAAAUGUCGCCAAAAUUAUGAAAAGAGCGAUUCCAGAAGCUGGAAAAAUAGCUAAAGAUGCGCGUGAAUGUGUUCAAGAGUGCGUGUCAGAGUUCAUCUCAUUUAUCACGUCGGAAGCGAGUGACAGGUGUCACAUGGAAAAACGUAAAACUAUAAAUGGUGAAGACAUUUUAUUUGCCAUGACUACUCUUGGUUUUGAUAAUUAUGUCGAGCCUUUGAAAAUGUAUCUGCAAAAAUAUCGUGAGGCAACAAAAGGUGACAAUCCUCCCAAUACUGGAGCUACAACUGGCAAUGGAAAGUCAGAGCCGCAAGGCAUGUAUGAAGAUCAAUUAUUUGCCAUUACCGCGACAGCAUCGAGCGUAACCAGCGCUGACACCUCUGUCAUUUAUAGUUACUCGUCCAAUGAGCAGAUGCAAUUUCAACUUUCCUGAUCAUUGGGAAUUAAAGUGAUUUCGAUAUAAUGUAUUUGUUCUAAGACACACUGUGUGAUUUGUGAAACAGAUCGUAAAAACGAAUGCGCACAGAUUAAUUUUGUGGGAAAAACAAACGUUCUUUGCCUAGCGAUAUGUAGGCAACAAAGUAUAUUUUAAGUUUUAACGUUAAGUAUGAUUAUAAGAUUCGGUCGAGAAACCGAAAUUAGUAAUCGCGAAUUAAAAUAACUUUAUGUACCUUUGUAAAAAAGCAACUUGUAAGUAUGAGCGUAAAUAAACCAGGAGACUGAAGAAAGAUA